Engraulis encrasicolus (European anchovy) is the source of this 879-nucleotide messenger RNA. RefSeq lists its product as uncharacterized. Gene Ontology annotation, molecular function: protein binding. Gene Ontology annotation, cellular component: extracellular region. NCBI's taxonomy places the organism in Eukaryota, Metazoa, Chordata, Actinopteri, Clupeiformes, Engraulidae. The record is from RefSeq and is a predicted model, not a curated record. The transcript has 7 exons. Gene Ontology annotation, biological process: proteolysis. The coding region runs from base 1 to 879 and encodes 292 amino acids.
AUGCUCCAACAGGCAAAACUGCGUCGACUGAGUUUUUAUUUUUUCCACACCAGGAGUGAUAUUUACAAGAGUGUCCAAGUGUCCAAAAAGAGGAUGUGGGUGCUGCUGCUCUUGUUCCUGAGUGUGUGGAUGGAGAACAUCAGUCCUGUUGGUGUGGACUCCAGUGGGGCAUCUGUGUACCAGCGGUGUCCCCUGAAUGUGACUCUCCCACCAGGGGGCGCUGUGACCCUCUCCUGCCUCUCAGGCUGCAAUGGGACGUGUGUGACGGAGCAGGGGGCUGCAGACUGCCGGUUGGAGUCAGGACGAGCUCAGCUCCACAUAGACACUGUGGCACCAGAGCAUGCAGGAGACUACAGCUGCAGCAGUGACCAGACAAGGCUCUUUACUGUAGACAUCCACUCAGAUGGUUGUGUUAGUGCCCUCCAGCAUGAGGUGGUGUUUGUGGGUGAUGCCCUCCAGACAUUAACCACCUCCAGUGCCAUCCAGUGCCAACUAGCCUGCACCCUCCACGCCACCUGCCAGCUCUUCUCCUUCCAGGAGGAACAGGAGAGUACACCAAGUAUCUGCACUCUAAUGACCAGAGACUCAACUCAGCACUUCUCUGUUAACGCCUCUGUUGGAACAACAUCAGGGUUCUCCCUGAGGAACUGCCCUGGUACAGAGUACAGUGUGUCUGGGGAGAGUGUGAAGGUCUUCAGGUUGGUGAAGGAGGAGAUGUCCUGGGAAGCUGCUGCGAAGUUCUGCAGGGAUACAGAAGGAGACCUGGCCAGCAUCCUGAGCUGGCAGGAACACAGCGCCUUCUGGGAAGCAGCACAGGCAUCAGUAGAGUAUUACUCCAUCUGGAUUGACCUGACUCCCAAUGGGCUCCGCAGCAGCUAA